Vigna unguiculata (cowpea) is the source of this 1710-nucleotide messenger RNA. RefSeq lists its product as uncharacterized. NCBI's taxonomy places the organism in Eukaryota, Viridiplantae, Streptophyta, Magnoliopsida, Fabales, Fabaceae. The record is from RefSeq and is a predicted model, not a curated record.
AUGACGUCCGAGGGUGGUCCACAAGUCAUUGUAAUUGAUAGGGAUCUUACUCUAAUGAAUGCUGUUGGCAUUGUGUUCCCUGAGUGUUAUCAUCUUCUAUGUUGUUUCCACAUUCAAAAAAAUGUGCAGGCAAAGUGCAAAAUGCUAGUAAAUUCUGUUGAUGCAUGGGAUGUUGUAUUGCAAGCCUGGGAGAAUGUCAUGGACUGUGAAGAUGAAUUAAAGUUCAACGAGUGUGUUCAUCGUCUUGAGCUUGUUUGCCAGCCAUGGCCUGUAUUCUUUGAAUAUGUUAACGACUCGUGGAUCAUUCUUUACAAGAAAUUCUUUGUGAAGGCAUGGACGAACAAAGUUAUGCAUUUGGGGAAUACAACAUCAAACAGGGUUGAAUCUGCUCACUGGAGUCUGAAGAAAGUUCUUGGAAGUAGUAUGGGAGACCUUUGUUCGUGUUGGGAUGGAAUUCACAACGUUAUUAUCUUGCAACAUAACGAAAUUAAAUCGUCUUUUGAAAGAAUUAUAAAUCUUAUCAGUGACUCUUACAAGGCAUUGAGUUAUAGAAGAUUAGUGGGAAAUAUUUCUAGAUGUGCCUUAGAACUCCUUGCUCAAGAGUUGGAAAGAGUAAAGAAGAUUGGAUUCGAUAGUAGUCGUUGUGGCUGCAUUCUCAGACAAACUUAUGGUCUACCAUGUGCGUGUGAAUUAACACGAUAUGAUCCUGGGAUUAUUCCUCUCCAAGAAAUUCAUGUGAUGUGGACUAGGUUGAGCUUCUCCAAUGUCUCGUCUUCACAAUCUGAAGGGCAAUUAUCUAUUCAGAGGGAGGUUGAUCUACUGCUUAAUCUUUUCAAAGAAGUUGAUAUUGCAGGAAAAGUGACCAUAAAACAUAAAUUACUCGACAUAGUUUGCCCUUCCAUGACAUCGAUGUUACCACCACCGAGUAAAGUUAAGACGAAAGGUGUAGCUAAGAGUCAUAGAUCAAAGAAGUCAACCAAACGUGAUCCCUCCUAUUUUGAGCAUGUGGACGCCUUCAUUGAGUCCUCAAGACAAGACACAUGUGUUGCAAAAACAGAAAACAAGCUGAAGAGCAAACGUGUAAUUGAAGAGAAAGUAAUACCCAUGCUAGAACAGUUCAAUCAUGUUUUUCAUCCUUAUAUACUCGAUGUUGUCGAUGUUGUGGCGGACGGUCAUUGUGGAUAUAGAUGCAUUGCUGCAUUGUUGGGUAUGGGUGAGGAGUCAUGGCCUCUAAUCAGACAUGAUCUAUACAAAGAACUUAGUCAAUGGCGAGAUGAAUAUGCAACAUUAGUUGGAGGCUAUGAUCGUCUGGAAGAACUGAGAAAGUCUUUGCUAGUUCAAUCACCAUCAGGGGCUAAUCGAGACAAGUGGAUGACUAUACCAAACAUGGGGUAUGCGAUUGCUAAUCGGUAUAAUGUAAUCCUCGUGUGCUUGUCAUCAGUUCAGAAUUUGACGAUAUUCCCACUUCGUACAUCCCCACCUAUUUCGCAAAGUCAACAUCGACUAAGUUGUAUCGGACAUGUUUACAAUUCUCAUUUUGUGCAGGUUCGUCUACAAGAAGGUUGUCCAUUACUGACAGUGGAUAUCAUAUCAUCUAGCAAUUGUUACCCAAAGGCAAAAGGGUGGGCAUCAUUUUAUAGAGAUAGGAUGCAAGCAUUCCUAGAUUUACACAUAGUGGAUCGUAGUUAUGUAGAUCUCAUGGAAGACUGA